AUGAAACGAACUGCGUUCGCACCUGGUUUGCCGCUGAACCGAAGAAGACUUGUGAGGACAGCGCCGCGUGCAACGGGAGCUGGUACGGCGCGUAAACCUGCACAGCGACCACUCGUGGCAGGCACUACUGCGUCCAACGGCGCGGCACCAGUCAGGGGUAUCGCAACGCGCAAGAGACGUGGAGGUGCGCUGCCCGGUGACCCCGCUGCACCCAAACACAACGUCACGAUUCUAAACUACCGCGAUGAUGAGUCUCUGACGCUCGCUGUUCCCGAGGACCGCUACAUAUGGUGGUAUUUCCGGGAAAAUGGUUAUGAGCUGCCGUCAUCGUGCCUGAACGGGUGCUGCACCACGUGCGCCGCCAAGAUCGUUCGCGGCAGUCUAGAGCAGCCCGAGGCGCUCGGACUCACACGAGAGUUCCGUGACAAGGGCUAUUGUCUACUGUGUGUAAGCUAUCCGCGUUCCGCACUCGUGCUGGUCCUUCAGAGCGAGGACGAGGUCUACGAGCAGCAGUGGGCAACAACUUUCGAGAGCGGCGGCAAACGCUGGGGCGGCCUCAUCCCAGAGGAAGACUAG
Molecule: messenger RNA, 576 nt
Organism: Cyanidioschyzon merolae strain 10D
Lineage: Eukaryota; Rhodophyta; Bangiophyceae; Cyanidiales; Cyanidiaceae
Product: similar to ferredoxin
Exons: 1
Coding region: 1-576 (191 amino acids)
Molecular function (GO): iron-sulfur cluster binding
Source: RefSeq, a predicted model, not a curated record